Neurospora crassa OR74A is the source of this 1744-nucleotide messenger RNA. Its product is annotated as sorting nexin-3. Gene Ontology annotation, cellular component: early endosome membrane; retromer complex. The coding region runs from base 610 to 1038 and encodes 142 amino acids. NCBI's taxonomy places the organism in Eukaryota, Fungi, Ascomycota, Sordariomycetes, Sordariales, Sordariaceae. The transcript is spliced from 4 exons. Gene Ontology annotation, biological process: late endosome to Golgi transport; endocytic recycling. Gene Ontology annotation, molecular function: phosphatidylinositol-3-phosphate binding. The record is from RefSeq and is a predicted model, not a curated record.
CAGGCCUUCCUCGAUGCUGUCGCUCUACUACACAGUAGAUGCAGAAACAACAAGAGUGCGAACUAUCGGCAACCGUUCUCUGGUACGCGGGUAAUGUAACGUGUAACGAAUUUUACGGUAAUGUAUCCCUACCUCCAGCAUGGAUCGUCAUCGAGCGCACUAGAACCGGGAUUUGGGUCGAAUACAUUCCACUUCGGGUCCCCCAUUUAGCCUGUCCCCCUCAUAGCGUGUGGUUACGGCUUCGUGGGCUCGUAUUUCCAGCUGUAGCUUCCCCUCGUAACGUCGUUUUCCUCCAACUUCAAUCGACAACCCCCACCUUCGUCUCUCCAAGUUGCAUCAUCGCCAACUACAGCAAGGGGAUUCGAGCUGCUUCCCGUCAUCUCAACCGGGAAACCAGCUCUUUGCGUCCAAUAAUAACCAAUUAACCAACGUCCUUUCCAAACCGCGAAAACGGCGUCCUCCAGCGACUUGGGGUCCGCGGCCGGUGGUGCGCGCGCUACCUCUCCCACCUCGCCAACGUCGCCCACUAGCCCGGUCAGCCCAACGGGGUCUCAGUCAGAUAAAGCAAAGGCGGCGGCGGCGGCGGCUGCCCGUCUGCACCGGCCCAUCAUGCAGUCUCUACCGGACACGCGACAACAGUCGUUUGAUGAGAUUUACGGUCCGCCCGAGAACUUCUUGGAAAUCGAGGUCCGCAACCCCCGAACCCACGGCAUCGGCCGCCACAUGUACACCGACUACGAGAUUGUAUGUCGCACCAACAUCCCCGCCUUCAAGCUGCGGCAGUCGACAGUGCGCCGCCGCUAUUCGGACUUUGAGUACUUCCGCGACAUCCUUGAGCGGGAGAGCGCCCGCGUGACCAUUCCCCCGCUUCCCGGCAAGGUGUUCACCAACCGGUUUAGCGACGAUGUGAUCGAGGGCCGCAGGGCGGGUUUGGAGAAGUUCCUCAAGAUCGUCGUGGGGCACCCGCUGUUGCAAACAGGGAGUAAAGUGCUAGCUGCUUUUGUGCAGGACCCCAACUGGGAUCGUAACGCAUGGUGACUCCUCUUCCGCGAAAGCUGGGGCGUAGGAACCCCGCGCCUGCGCUUGGGCAGCGCCCCUUCGUCUAUAUCGUCCACCUCCACAUCAACCUUGUCUUCUGCCUUUUCUUCUUCGUUAGCCAGUAAUAACCAUAGCGUUGUUGUCCUCCACAAUACCAAUACUAGUAACUAUACCACACCAUCGUCAUCAUCAUCGCCGCAACAAUCGCAACGGGGCCACCAGUCACAAUCGACGAUGCGAACGCCGAGAAAACUGCGCAAACGUCCUCCGCGGGGUUAUGCCGAGACGCAAGCUUUGUAUAAGCUGGCGGUGGGUGAUGGUGGCGAGGAGUCGUGAUUAUGGCGAUGGAUGACAGUUUGCCGAAGUUUGCCCGGAAGCGAAAAAGGUUGAAAUGAAGGGCGUUUUCCGUGUUUGUGUUUGUGAGUAACAUGAGCUGGGCGGACAGGAAGUAUGGGCGGGCCAUCGAUGGAGAGAGAUGUUCAAAAGUUUGUCUGUCGAAUGACUGUUUGAGAGUAUACAUGGAUUGUAGGUCAGCGACAUUAUGGAAGGUGUUGAUCAUGUCAGCCGUCGCGAAUAAAUAUCCUCGGUUCUAUUUCAGUGCCUUGAAUGGAAGUAUAAGGUACAGCCUGAUUACAAAACCCGGCCGAACAUGAAAAGGAUGAUGAUCGAAAUAUCCCUGGUUCAAGUCACUUUAUGUCUAUUCCCU